Molecule: messenger RNA, 615 nt
Organism: Drosophila erecta
Lineage: Eukaryota; Metazoa; Arthropoda; Insecta; Diptera; Drosophilidae
Exons: 1
Coding region: 63-413 (116 amino acids)
Source: RefSeq, a predicted model, not a curated record
AAGUGGGAGCUCGAAUCGAAUCUUGGGAGCGGAAGGGCGUCAGUUGCUUGUUUGCCACCGAGAUGAGCGCAAUUAAGCCCGCCCUGCUGCUGUGCCUGAUCCUCGCCAUAGGCCUGUUCCUUGGCCAAGGUCGGGCGAAUCCCGUGGAGGCGAAUGUGCCCAAUGUGCCCAAUGUGCCCGAUGUGCCCGCGUCCGCCGCCAACGAACUGGACAUCGAUUUCGGGGAGGAGGACGCCACCGAGAAGCCACUGGGCAUAGUCUCGAUCAAGGUGCGCCACAUCCAGCCGGACCCCGCCCACUGCACCCAGCUCUCGCCCCACCACCCACACCACCCCCAGUGCCACAGCUACUGCAAGCGCCAAGGUCACUGGGUGGGCCAGUGCAAGAGGAACUCCUGCCACUGCUUCUCCUAGGUCCUUCGGCUAUCUGAACCCCGAAACGGCCUUUUUUUUAAGUGCAAAACUGUGCGAGUGUGUUUAUCUAUUACAUCAAUUGUUGUUUACGGAAGAAAGACCAACUUACUCAAUUCAUACGCACAUUAUGUAUUCUGCGACCUACUUACUCAGCCUGGAACUUAAUAAAUGUUCAAGUUAAAUCCACUUCUAUUGGACACUA